AUGGCUAAGAUGGUGACUGUUAGGUCCAUCAUUUCUUUGGAUGCCUCUAAACAUUGGUUGAUCAACCGAAUGGAUGUCCACAAUUCAUUCCUCAAUGGUGAUCUCCUUGAGGAGGUGUACAUGCAUAUUCCUGAAGGUUUUUGCAGACAGGGGGAGACAAAGAAGGGCCACUUUGACUAUUCUCUGUUCACUAAAAGAACAAAUGAUGACAUUGUGGUUGUCCUAGUAUAUGUAGAGAAUUUACUCAUCACUGGUACCAAUCCUAAUCAACUAAAUGAGAUAAGAAAUGAUCUGCAAACCAGGGUCAAGUUGAAAGAUCUUGGUGAGUUGAAGUUCUUCCUGGGGAUUGAAUUUGACAGGUCUAAGGAAGGCAUAGUGAUGAAUCAGAGGAAGUAUGCUGUGGAACUAAUCUUUGAAUCUGGCCUAGGUGGAGCAAAACCUGCUGGAACCCCUCUUGAAAUGAAUCAGAAACUAACUUUAGCAGAGUAUGACAGCUGGAUGAAAACCAAUGCUGAGGAUGAGAUGUUAAUGGAUCCUAGUAGCUUUCAGAGGUUAGUUGGAAGACUACUAUAUGUCACUAUGACCAGACCUGACUUAUCCUUUGCAGUACAAAUUCUCAGUCAAUUCAUGUAUUACCCAAAUGUGUCACACAUGGAAGCUGCUCUCAGAAUGGUGAGGUACAUCAAAGCUGAACCUAGACUUGGCCUUCUUAUGCUUGCUGACAACACAAAUAAACUUAUAGCCUAUUAUGACUCAGAAUGA
Nicotiana tabacum (common tobacco) is the source of this 762-nucleotide messenger RNA. NCBI's taxonomy places the organism in Eukaryota, Viridiplantae, Streptophyta, Magnoliopsida, Solanales, Solanaceae. The record is from RefSeq and is a predicted model, not a curated record.